CUUACAACAUGUGCGUCAUUAAAUAGCAAUUUCAACUAUUUUCAACUAACUUAAUUGAACUAAUCGUCACGCAAAAUGGGCGUAUUGAUGCUCCUGAUUAUGGGUAACUCGCCUGGCAAAUGUUCAGUCAAGGAAACUUCACAUUAAAUUUCGCUCUGGCACUGGCAAAAGAUAUUGUAGCAUUGAGAAGCAGAGCAUUGUCCAAUGUCUAUAAUGUAUAGUAUGAACCACGCGUUUUAUUUUGUAUCUAAUGGGUGAAAAAUUCUUCCCAAACUCUUUGUCCUCAGCAAGCUGACAAUAGGCGGGACCAUGAAUUCACAGGUUAGAGCACGAUAAACCUACCCUCAUCUAAUCAGAUACCACAUCUUAGACUGUAAUGUAACCUAUCACGGGGAAAUUAUCAUUUUCAACAGAAUGAAGAGGGUGACUUGUUUUUCAACAGAAUGUAAUGGUAUCUGAGCAUAGGGUUUCCUCACGAAAUCGUCACAUAGGCUAGGACAUAAAUGUUUGCCUGCGAGAGACAGACCCAAUGGUUUCAGUGAACUCCCGCUUGCAGUCGGGCAAAUACCCGCGCUCAGACUGAGCACACAGCUGCGCAUUCAGAUACACCGCCGCACGAGCCCACAUUCUCACAGGGAGAGAGAGAGCGCGAAAGACAGAGAUCGAGCUCACUGCCCAGAGAGCUCGCAGACACCCUCUGUCGGAGAGGAAAGCGACCUCCCUCUGCUUGACUAACGACUUAAGGCUCCUCCUGGAAAUCUCGAAGUCGGAGCAGAGUCGCAAGUAGUCGGUCACAGGUAUUCAAGGGCAGCAGAGAGAUAUCCGGUGAAACACCGGCUCCAACCUGCGAGACCAAUCCCGGCGGACGGACGGCGACACCUGUGAAGAGUUGCUGUUACCCCCGCGUCUGGGGCGAAACUCCGCGACGCUACGGAGAUGGAUAAAGUUCUGACUUGUUUCUUUACUGCUGUCAGUUUGCUGGUCUCGGUCAGGGGACAAGUGUUCAAAGGUGACUGCAACUUUGAGCGGCCCUACUCCUCCUGUGGCUACAGUCAGGGACGCGACGAUGACCUGGACUGGGAACAGGCCAACACCCUGGAGAAGCCACCUACAGACCAAUGGAUGCCCACAGGCUCUGCCUUCAUGAUGGUGAACACAUCGGGGCGUUUUGGGGGGCAGAAGGCUUUGUUGCUCUCUCCCCAGCUGAAGGAGAACGACACCCACUGCGUGCUCUUCCAGUACAAAGUGUCAGGCCGCGAGGGCAGCAGCCCAGGGCACCUGAACGUCUACGUGAAGGAGAACGGCAGCCCGCUGGGCAUGCCCGUGUGGAACACCUCCGGCCCACCCUCACGCAGCUGGGCACAGGUGGAGCUGGCCAUCAGCAUUUACUGGCCCAACUUCUACCAGAUCGUGUUUGAGGUCGUCACCUCUGGACGCAAUGGCCUGAUUGCUAUUAAGAAUGUGGUUAUCCUAGGACAUCAAUGCAUGAGCACACCUCAUUUCCAGACCAUCAAAGGCGUGGAGGUGAACGCAGGGCAGACAGCGACAUUUCACUGCACUGUAAAUGGCCUUCACAAAGAUAACUUCUACCUCUGGCUACAGGGCAUCAGUGGGCGAGAGGCCCCCAUGAAGGCCACUAAGCCCUGGAACAACCAGCGCUUCAUCGGGACGUUUGAUGUAGAGAACACCACCAAAGGAGACUCCGGACGCUACCGCUGCAUAGUGCAUUCUGGGACAGGGGUGGGGGUGACCAACUAUGGAGAUCUUACUAUAAAACAGCCCCCCGUCCCCAUCGCCCCUCCCCAGCUGACAGCGGUGGGCGCCACCUACCUGUGGAUCCAGCUGAAUGCCAACUCCAUCAAUGGCGACGGCCCCAUCGUGAACCGUGAGGUGGAGUACCGGACCCUGAGCGGGAGCAUGUAUGACCUGCAGCUUGUGGACAAGGCCACGCACAAGAUUGGCCACCUGAACCCCGACACCGAGUACGAGAUCAGCGUGCUGCUCACCAGGCCCCUGGAGGGAGGCACCGGAGCACCGGGACCCCCCCUCAGGGCAAAGACCAAGUGUGCAGAGCCCAUGCAGGGCCCGCGUCAUGUGGAGGUCGUGGACGUGCAGGCCAGGCAGGUCACCGUGCGCUGGGAGCCGUUUGGCUACAACGUCACGCGCUGUCACAGCUACAACCUGACGGUGCAGUACCGGGAACGUGUGAGAGGAGGCGCCGGCGAGCAGGAGCAGCAGAACCGGGAGGAGCUGUGCCUGGACACACUGAGCAGCGCACCGCAGCACACCAUCCACAACCUUACACCCUUCACCAACCUCAGCCUCCGACUGCUGCUCCGGAACCCUGAGGGGAGCAAGGAGUCUGCAGAGAUCCACCUUCAGACAGACGAGGACGUCCCUGGUGCCGUGCCUCUGGACUCCAUCCAGGCCAGUGCGUAUGAGGAGAAGAUCAUCCUGAAGUGGAGGGAGCCGACUCAGACGUACGGAGUCAUUACUCAGUAUGAGAUCUCCUAUAAGGCAGUGAGCUCUUUCGACCUGGGCCUGGAUCUGUCCAAUCAGAGCGGCAGGGUGGUGAAGCAGGGCAAUGAGACGUCCCAUGUGUUCCUGGGGCUCUACCCCGGCUCCACCUACUCCUUCACACUGAGAGCUAGCAGUGUCAAGGGCUAUGGGCCCCCCGCCAUCACCCAGGCCACCACACGCAUAUCAGCUCCUUCUAUGCCUGCCUACGAUCAAGAGACGUCCAUCAACCAGACUGACAGCACUGUGACUAUUCUCCUGAAGCCAGCCAAGAGCAGAGGAGCUCCAAUCAGUCUGUAUCAGGUGGUGGUGGAGGAGGAGCGUCCUCGGCGGAGCCGUGGGGCUGCUGAGAUUCUCCGCUGCUACCCGCUGCCUGUGCACUUCCUCAAUGCCAGUCAGCCGGGCUCGCACUACUACUUCAGUGCCCAGUUCCCCGCCAGCCAGCUGCAGAGCCCCCGCUCCUUCAUCGUGGGCGACAACAAGACAUACAGCGGCUUCUGGAACGCACCGCUGCUGCCCCACAAGAGUUACAGCAUUUACUACCAGGCAGUCAGCACAGCCAACGGGGAGACUAAAAUAGACUGUGUGCGAGUCGCCACCAAAGCUGCUAUCCUGCUGACUCAGCUCACUACUCCAUAUCUGCGUGUGGCUCCUGCUGCCGGUGACAACCAGUUAACAGGUGCGGCCACCCAUAAGCCAGACGCUGUGGAACCAGAGAAGCAGACUGACCACACAGUGAAGAUUGCUGGGGUCAUCGCCGGGAUCUUGCUCUUCGUCAUCAUCUUCCUUGGUGUGGUGCUCCUCAUGAAGAAAAGAAGACACUAUCAGUCCUACACUUACUACCUGAAGCUGGCUAAGAAGCGUAAGGAGACCUUGAGCAGCACUCGGCAGGAGAUGACCGUGAUGGUGAACUCCAUGGACAAGAGCUACACAGAGCAGGGCACCAGCUGUGAUGAUGCUCUCUCCUUUAUGGACACACACACCCUCAACACCAACUCCAGAAGCACCGCAUCACCCUCCUCUUUCACUUUGAAGAGCAACACUCUCAGUAAAACACUACCCAACUCUUAUUACCCAGAUCCAUUUGUGCCGACUGCCAUCUUAGUGCCCAUUAAUGACGAGAGCCAGACGAUGGGCAGUGACACCAGUAGCCUGGUGCAGUCGCACUCGCACUCGCUGACACACACCUUUAAGAAGCAGCGUGAGCGUGAUCGGGACGGAGCAGUGGAGGGCGUCUCUUACCAGACAGGCCAGCUGCACCCUGCCAUCCGCGUGGCCGACCUCCUGCAGCACAUCACCCAGAUGAAGUGCUCCGAAGGAUACGGCUUCAAGGAGGAGUACGAGAUUAACGAGAGCUUCUUUGAAGGACAGUCCGCUCCAUGGGAUUCCGCAAAGAAGGACGAAAAUCGGAUGAAGAAUCGCUAUGGAAACAUCAUUGCAUAUGAUCACUCCCGCGUACGCCUGCAGGCCCUGGAGGGGGAGCAGAGUUCUGAUUACAUUAAUGCAAAUUACGUUGAUGGCUACCACAGGCCAAACCAUUACAUCGCAACACAAGGACCCAUGCAGGAGACAGUGAUUGACUUCUGGAGGAUGGUGUGGCAAGAGAACACAGCUACCAUCGUCAUGGUGACCAACCUGGUUGAAGUUGGCAGGGUGAAGUGCUGUAAGUACUGGCCUGAUGACACUGAGGUGUACAGGGACAUGAAGGUGACUCUGAUUGAGACGCAGCUCUUGUCUGAGUACGUCAUCAGGACCUUUGCUGUUGAAAAGAGGGGAGCUCAUGAGAUUCGGGAGAUCCAUCUGUUCCACUUCACGGGGUGGCCGGACCAUGGUGUUCCCUACCACGCCACUGGGCUGCUGGGCUUCGUCCGGCGGGUGAAGGCCAAGAACCCUGCCAACGCUGGCCCCAUGGUGGUGCACUGCAGUGCGGGGGCUGGCCGGACUGGCUGCUUCGUUGUGAUUGACAUCAUGCUGGAUAUGGCGGAGAGAGAGGGCGUGGUCGACAUCUACAACUGUGUGAGAGAGCUAAGAUCACGGCGCGUCAACAUGGUACAGACAGAGGAGCAGUACGUCUUCAUCCACGACGCCAUCCUGGAGGCGUGCCUCUGUGGUGACACCACCAUUCCAGCCAAUCAGCUGCGCUCCAUCUACUACGAGAUGAACCGAUUGGACCCCCAAACCAACUCCAGUCAGAUCAAGGAGGAGUUCAGGACGCUGAAUAUGGUGACUCCAACACUGCGUGUGGAGGACUGCAGCAUUGCUCUGCUCCCACGGAACCAUGAGAAGAACCGCUGCAUGGACGUUCUCCCACCUGACCGCUGUCUUCCCUUCCUCAUCACCAUCGAUGGAGAGAGCAGCAACUACAUCAAUGCAGCACUUAUGGAUAGCUACAAGCAGCCAUCUGCAUUCAUUGUUACCCAGCAUCCCUUGCCAAACACAGUGAAAGACUUCUGGAGGCUGGUGUUGGACUACCACUGUAGUUCCAUCGUCAUGCUCAACGACGUUGACCCAGCUCAGCUGUGUCCUCAGUAUUGGCCAGAGAAUGGGGUACAUCGCCACGGUCCGCUGCAGGUGGAGUUUGUGUCGGCUGAUCUGGAAGAGGACGUCAUCAGCAGAAUAUUCCGCAUCUACAAUGCAGCACGGCCUCAGGACGGCUAUCGGAUGGUGCAGCAGUUCCAGUUCCUGGGCUGGCCCAUGUACCGCGACACACCCGUGUCCAAACGCUCCCUCCUCAAACUCAUCCACCAAGUGGACAAGUGGCAGGAUGAGUACGAUGGAGGAGAGGGACGCACCGUAGUACACUGCCUGAAUGGUGGUGGUCGCAGCGGGACCUUCUGUGCCAUCAGCAUUGUGAGUGAGAUGCUGCGACACCAGCGCGCUGUGGACGUGUUCAACGCCGUCAAGACGCUACGCAACAACAAACCCAACAUGGUGGACAUGCUGGACCAGUACAAGUUCUGCUAUGAGGUGGCCCUGGAGUAUUUGAGUUCUGGGUAAAACCCCAGGACAACGCUGAAGGAACAGAAGAGUUCAGGGGCCUGGACGUGAUCUGACCGAAGGGGUUACUUGUGUGUGUGUGUGUGUGUGUGUGUGUGUGUGUGUGUGUGUGUAGAAAAAACACUCUCUUCUGACAGAUGUUGUAAUAACUGUGUUUACAGUGUGUAUAUCUCUCCGACCAUCUCGCUUUUGGACUCGUAGCUUAUCCGUCCACGUCCCCAUCUGUCCCUCCUGGCUCAUUUGAACUGUGGAGGAGAAAGCACAACUACCCCGUGGAGGAGCGCCCCUGCUCCCUCUGACCCCCGACCCUUAGCCCCUAACCUCUGACCUCGGAGGUCAUCAUCGUCGCCUUCAUGCUCAGUGGAUUGUGCAGUGUCACAUUCUGUGCCACAAAUGGUGAUUUCGCAAGUUUAAAGUGCUUUGAAGGAUAUUUUUGCAACAGUCGAGAGCUUAACUGUAACAUUGUGGUUUUAAAUAUUUUAAAUAAUCAUGAUGAAAGUGAUUACCUUGCUUUGCUGAUUGUCACCUUCAAGUAUCCAAAGCAUCUGCCUAUCCAACUGUUUUCUCUUCCUUUUCUGUUUUUUUUCUUUGCUCUGCGCUACCAUUGUGAAUACUCACCAUUGUGUUAAUACUGUAAAUAUUUAGCUUUUAUGAGAUUAUUUAUUCAUUUGUGUAUUUAGCUUUUUUUUCAGAUUGUUUGUUUGUGUGUGUGUGUGUGUGUGUGUGUGACAGAGAGUACAUGCGCGUGAGAAACAGUGACAAUCAUGCUUAUGGGUUUGAUGAAUUCUAUUGCCCAGAUGGUUUUGUCAGCUUUUUAUUCAUCUCAUUUAAAGAAAUGUUCAUGAACCAAUAUAUGAUAUGUAUGGAUUUGCA
Messenger RNA from Clupea harengus (Atlantic herring), 6387 nucleotides. Its product is annotated as receptor-type tyrosine-protein phosphatase mu-like. The transcript has 36 exons. Gene Ontology annotation, cellular component: membrane. Gene Ontology annotation, biological process: protein dephosphorylation. The record is from RefSeq and is a predicted model, not a curated record. Lineage: Eukaryota; Metazoa; Chordata; Actinopteri; Clupeiformes; Clupeidae. Gene Ontology annotation, molecular function: protein tyrosine phosphatase activity; protein binding. The coding region runs from base 937 to 5514 and encodes 1525 amino acids.